This is a messenger RNA of Aethina tumida (small hive beetle), 444 nucleotides long. RefSeq lists its product as uncharacterized. The record is from RefSeq and is a predicted model, not a curated record. Lineage: Eukaryota; Metazoa; Arthropoda; Insecta; Coleoptera; Nitidulidae. The coding region runs from base 18 to 398 and encodes 126 amino acids. The transcript is spliced from 3 exons.
GUCGCCGAACUUGGACCAUGACAGACCGAGGUCCGUGCUCACAAGUGGAGGUUUCCCCGGGAACCGACGAGUAUCAAAUAAUGAGUUAUGAGGCUAACAAUGCGAUGGGUACAAGUUUUCAAUACUUAAGAAUUAAAAGAUUUUACCAUCACUAUGACAUAAAUAAGUUUUUAAUCAAAGAAAACAAAGAACUGGUUGGAGGAACGUUAUACCAUUACAGGGGCAGAAGAUUUAUCAAGAUAGACAGGCGUCAUUUAGAUGAGGCAUUAUUAUUUAAUUUGGACCAUCAACGUUGUAAUCUCGAACAACCACUAUUUCAAAGAACGCAAACUCAAAAUUAUGUUAUUCCUAAUCAUUCAGAUGAAUAUUUUAUAGAAUAUGUAAUUAUAUAUGUUUAAGACCUUUGUUAGUGUAGUUAUAUUUUAUUAAUUAAUCUCACCUUGU